GGGUGGGGGAGGGGAGAGGAUGGGGGGUGCUUCCCUCUCUGCGUCCCAAACAAAGUGUCACAAAGAGCUCGGCCGGCGGCAGCAGCGGAGGCGGCUGCAACUCAGCUUUUGUUCUCCCGGCCCGGGUAGCUGAGCCCUGGCCUCCCAAUCUCCUAACCCUGCCCCCCAUCAUCUUCCUGGUUUAUCUUCCCCGGGAGAGGUUUGGGGUGCUGCUGGAAGAACCUCUUGUUCAGGAUCAAAGGUCUUGUCCUACUUGCCAGCUUACUUCUGGGAGGGAGAUUUUCCCAGAGGCUCUCCUACCCAACUCUCUACCCCCUAUUCGGAGAACUGAGGCCCAUAUGGUGCUAAGACUCUGACCUUUCUAGGGUCAGCUCCAGCUAAGGGAGCUUAGGGCUGGCUAUAUACCCCCUCCCCCAAAUCCAGGUCCUCUAGAACUUUCAGAAGAGGGGUCAAGUUGGGACAUACCUCUGGGAUAGAUUCACCAUGGUUGGGUUGCAGUAGGUGAGCAGGUGAACCUUCCUUUCACAUGCUGUACAUUUGGAGUCCAUGACGAGGUCUGUGACCCCAACUCUGGACAGUCAGAAUGAAGGGGAGGAAGCUUUACCAAGAACUCAAUCUAAAAAGUGGGCAAGCUGUGCAGUGGGGCCAGUUUGGGGGAGCCACCUAAGCAGUGAGGUUCAGAGGGCCGUGGAGAAAAGAUCAUAAAAGUGAGCUACUGGCAUGUCUGUGUGAUAAAGGUGGUCUUGACUGUAGACCACCUAAGGAACUCCCUUUCCUUUUAACCCCAUCUAAUGCAACGUUAAUCACAGUAUUAGCGGACUUGGAAGGUGUAAGGAUUCUCAAAGGGGAAAACAUCAAAUAUUAGAGAAAACCAGAGACAGGCCUAGUCAUAACUGUACUUCAGAAGUCCUGAGUCCUUGCCCCGUACACUUUGACACUAAAAACUUCUGAACCACAAGCCUUGAGGGGCAGUCUUUGUGAUCCUCCAGGCAGCAGAUGUUUCUAUAUACCUGACCCUGUUGUUUCUAAGAGUCUUCUCACCAACCCUUCCAACCGUCCCUACUCAGUAAGGUUUAAUGGUCCACACCCCCUUUCCCACCAGCUCUCCUAGCACAUAAAAGGAAUUGGCCUGUUGUUUUGGAAAGAUUUCAGAUCCCUAUCCUUGGCCUUGCAUCCCUAUAGAACCCAAAUAAGGGCAAGAUAACCCUUGAUUCCCAGUGGGGGUGGAAAGUAGGUCAUUACUACUGUCUGGCUAAGUCUCGUGGAUGGUGUUUAGGGCCUGACUACAGAAAACUGUGAUUAUUGCCCACAGGCAGUAUGUGCCUGACCUGGGUUCCAGGUCAGUUCGUAAAAUCUGGGGUUCUGGCAGUGCUUUCUCCUAUUGCGAAAAACUCAUGGGAUAAGGUGCUUGGGACCUGGUUUGGUGUGAUGAUUCAGGAGAUCUUGACUGGGCCUAGGGGGUCUAUCAGUGUGUUUUGUUGAUUUGAGACCACCCUCUGGGGAAACUUUCCCUGCCCAGGAAUUCAGCUGCAAUUUGGGCCUUCUUGUAUAUCACUGUAUUUCCAUCCUGGAAACUGCUAUGUGCAAAGCAGGUUUUUUGUUUUUGUUUUGUUUUGGGGGCGGAAGCUUUGCCCAAUUCCUUCUUGCUUGCCUCGGAUAUGAGGUCAGCCUCCCAUGAGGUAUUUUGUUUACUAUCCUAUAAGUAGUUUUAGGGGCCCUAGAAUCUUCUCAGAAUCUGAGUAUGUGCCCAUAGGUUAGUCAGCUAUGACCAUGCAGUAUUCCCAGCCUCCCCCCUCCUCCCCCACCAUCUGCUUCCUCUGAAUAUACCAGAUUGGCUGUACACCAGGAUGUUCCGGGAAUCCCCAGGAGAGCAACAGAAUGUGAUGGACCCAAAUACGAUGCCUCAGUAACUCAUUCCAGGAUGUACAAACUGUAACUGUCAGGACACUUCUUAUAGCUAAUUAAAAUUCUUCUAGUUACAUCUAUUUUCUAUUACGUCUAUUUUCAGUGACAUCCAAAAGGCCAAAAUAAUCCCUCUGGUACCACUGUUUUUUUCCCCCCUCUGUGGUUCCCAGAUAGGAAUUUAAAAAAAAUCCUCCAGCUUUUCUCAGUGCCUUAUAGUGCUAAAAUGGCAAGCGUGGCCCCUCUAGCAUUUCAUAGCUCUAUCAGUGGUACUAAGGUGGCCAAAGUGGCUCCUCUGGUAGCCCACUGCACUCUCCAUGGUACUGAAGGAAUGACCAUUUGUUUUAACAUCUCUCUGGGGUCCAGAAGAGUCCUAUGACUCAGAACCACAAAACUUUUGAACUGGAAGGGACCGUCAGUAUAAAUUAGUCCAACCCCUUUAUUUUAUGGAUGAGUAAACUGGGAGGUUAAGUGAUUUACUGAAGGUUGCAGGUCUAUUACUGGUCUAACUGGGCCCACAGUAGUCUUGCACUCCUCAGUCCUACUCUAGUUCACCUUUCUGAUCCUACUCAGUGAGGCCGGCUAGGCUCUUGGUCCCAGGAAAGGGAUUUAUUUGGAGGAUCCAUAAAAUGAGGGUGGAUGCCUUAAUUUGGAGCUACAGAAAUACAGAUUAAAAGGGGUGGUGGAGGUUGUUUAGUGACCCUUGGACAAAGACAUUUUGUUAAUCUCCUGUUAAUAAAAUUCCCAUAAGCCAGAUACCACAUGUAACAGGUACGUGUCCCUUCAUGGAGCCUUAUUCUAUCUACAAAAUGUCAAAAAUUAAAGAAGCCUUGGACCUUGAGAGCCUUUUCUCAUUGCAAGGCUGACUCUUGGCUCAGUUUUCUUCUAUUAAAGAUCCUUAAGCAAAGUAAUGCUGAGUCCUUUUCUUUCUCAGUAACCUAUUUCAGUUUCAGAAUGCCUAUUGUAAGGAAGUUCUUUAUAUCUCAAAUAUUCCUUCUAUCUCAGGCGAAAAAAACAUAGGCCCACAUUUGUCCAAAUACAAUUCUAUAUGUAAGCAAGAGGGGAGACUGGACGACUUCUGGUCAUUCUCCUAGGCCUGUUUCCAUGAUUCUUAAUUUUGGGGUUGCUUCUAAGUCCUAACGCUAACCUCCUCUGCAGCUUACAAUCAGGAGAUCCACCCCCCCCCCAGUCCUCUUCCUCUCAGUGCUCUUCUCUUUCCUCAGAACUGGAGCUCUGCACAUCCCAGGCCCAGGGAAUUUUAGCCUGGAGAAUUUUAACCCUUUUCUGCUCAGAGCAUGUGCUGAGCCCCUAUCUGUGCAGAUGGCCCAGCCCCGCCCCCCGUCCCUCACUCCAGCCUCUUGAGCUCAGAGCCAGUGUAAUCCUCCUCUUGUGUGAGGGAGCCUCUCCCCUGCAGAGAGGAGGAAAGCCUGCUUCGGAACAGCCCUGGACAAAGGGGCUGAGAUGCCCCAUCAAACUGCAGGCUUCAAGGUUUGAAACACGGGGAUGAAUCCUAUUCGGUAUUUGCAGUUUUUAACCCCUUCCCCAGGCCAGCAGCGCCCCUUAACUUCCACUCCUCCCCCAACUCUCUCUCCAUUCCCUCUCCUUCUGGCUCUCUCCCCCUUCAUGCCCCUCCCCCUCUGUCUGUCUCCAGACUCUGCUGCUGGGAGGUGUUGCUCUCCCAUGCAUGAAUGAGUCUCUGUAAUGAAUGGAAAUGAAUGGAUCAGGAAUCCAGGCGGAGGGAGGAAGAAUAAGGGGGAAAGACAGAAAGACAGGGUAAAGGCAGAAGGAAGAACUGUGGAGUCUGGAAGAUUGUUUGGCUGGCUGGUCAGUUAGGGGUCUGAGAGCAACUGGUCCCACAUGGAUAACUGGGGAGCUUGGCAAGCCCACCCUGUUUGCUCAUCAAGCUGCACAGCCCAGCCUAAAUGAGAAAGGGGCAUACUGUGAUGGUCUCCUCCACCACCAGAGGGUGGGGGCGUUGGGAAUGGGGGGUGAUGAUGGUACUUGUUCUGGACAAGGCAUUUAAAACGAGUAAUUUAGGGGAAGAAAUCUGGGUUAACGGGGGCAGUGUGAGCAAAUCAAGGAAUACUAGUUUUGAAGACAGCAGCUCCCUCCUGUCUCAGGAUGUAAGGAAGGAGAAAGGCUAGGUUUUAGGGUACUGAGUCUGGUGUUGGGGGUGACUCCACUGCUGAAAAUCAGGGCUCAUCUUUUCCUCAAAAUCUGUCUCUCUUGCUUUAGCUCUUCAGCACCUGUUGCCUUCACUAGCAGCUUUUCCUCCUCCUCUUCCCUGCACUCCCCAGAACCAAAGAAUGUGAAGGGGGUCCAUGGAGGGCUCACGUCCCCGCGCCCCGGGCGGCCACCUAGCGCCGUCGCCACCGGCCUUCGACGGCGAACUGGAUCUGCAGCGCUAUUCCAACGGGCCAGGCGUGAGCGCCGGGUCUCCGGGAAUGGGAGCAGUGGGCUGGUCUGAGAGUCGCGCAGGCGAACGGCGCUUCCCCUGUCCUGUAUGUGGGAAGCGCUUCCGCUUCAACUCCAUCCUGGCUUUGCACCUGCGGGCGCACCCAGGCGCCCAGGCCUUCCAGUGCCCGCACUGCGGCCACCGCGCGGCGCAGCGGGCCCUGCUGCGCUCGCACCUGCGCACGCACCAGCCCGAGCGCCCGCGUAGCCCUGCCGCGCGCCUGUUGCUGGAGUUGGAGGAGCGCGCCCUACUGCGGGAGGCCCGGCUGGGGAGACCCCGAAGCUCAGGGGGCCUGCCGGCCACUCCUGCCACUGAGGGCCUGGCGCGGCCCCAGGCUCCAUCUUCGUCCGCCUUCCGUUGCCCCUUUUGCAAGGGCAAGUUUCGCACCGCGGCCGAGCGCGAACGCCACCUGCACAUUCUGCACAGGCCCUGGAAGUGCGGCCUGUGCAGUUUCGGCUCCAGCCAGGAGGAGGAGCUGCUGCACCACAGCCUGACGGCCCACGGAGCUCCUGAGCGACCCCUGGCGACCACCUCGGCUGCGCCCCAGCCUCAGCCUCCACCCCAGCCUGAACCCAGACUCCCGUCCCUGACGCCCCCCUGACGCCUGACGCCCGAACGUGACGGCAACCCCGCCCCCGCGCCUGCUGCUCCCGAGGAGCCCCCUGCGCCUCCGGAGUUCCGCUGUCAAGUGUGCGGCCAGAGCUUUACACAGUCCUGGUUUCUCAAGGGUCACAUGCGCAAGCACAAGGCCUCCUUUGAUCAUGCGUGUCCUGUGUGUGGCCGCUGCUUCAAGGAGCCCUGGUUCCUUAAGAACCACAUGAAGGUGCACACCAGCAAGCUUGGUCCACUGCGUGCCCCGGGGCCUGGUUCUGGGCCUGCCAGGGCCCCCCAGCCUCCUGACCUGGGCCUGCUGGCCUAUGAGCCCCUGGGCCCUGCGCUCCUCUUGGCCCCGGCGCCCACCCCGGCUGAACGCCGUGAGCCUCCAAGCCUUCUGGGCUACCUGAGCCUGCGAGCUGGCGAGACCCGGCCCAAUGGUGAGGGUGCUGAGCCUGGGGCUGGCCGCAGCUUUGGAGGCUUCCGCCCACUCCCCUCUGCUCUCCCGGCCCGGGCUCGCCGGCACCGUGCGGAGGAACCAGACGAGGAAGAGGAGGUGGUGGAUGCAGAGGAAGAGACCUGGGCUCGGAACAGGGCGCUGGGCCCUCUGGCCUCACUGCCCCCGCGCCCAAGCGAGGGCCCAGGGCACUCUGCGCCCGCUGCGGGGACCCAGGCAAGGUCCACCACCACCACCACGCAGGAAGAGAAUGGCCUCUUAGUUGGAGGGAGCCGGCCUGAAGGGGGUCGGGGUGCCACUGGCAAGGAUUGCCCCUUCUGCGGAAAAUCAUUCCGCUCAGCGCAUCACCUCAAAGUGCACCUGCGAGUGCACACAGGUGAGGGGGCAGCUUCCAGGGUGGCAAGAGGGGUGAGGGCUACGGGAAAAGGCCGGGAGAAUGACGUUCGCAGCCGUCAGACUGGCCAGAUGAGAUCGUUGGGAAACGCUUCUUAGUAAAUCAGAGGGGGU
Messenger RNA from Vicugna pacos (alpaca), 5915 nucleotides. The record is from RefSeq and is a predicted model, not a curated record. NCBI's taxonomy places the organism in Eukaryota, Metazoa, Chordata, Mammalia, Artiodactyla, Camelidae.